AUGUCCAAGUUCAAGCUUCUACAUUUUGCCUAUAGGAUCAUAUAUCUCAUUUGUGUUCCAAUUUUUAAAUUUCCAGAGGAGGAAGAUUUCAAUAACAAUUACGAAUCUUGCCAAAGUAGGUAUGAAUCUGGAAGGUAUCGUAGGGAAUCACUGCACAAACCUUCGUCUUACCUAAUUUCCAGAUUAAGUGAAUACGAAGCACUUCACACCCGAUGUGGACCACAAUCAGAAGCCUACAAGCAAAAGAUAAGAGAAUUAAAGUCUGGUCGUGUGAGCAAUAAUCAUGACGAUGAAUCCUCAGAUUGUAAGUAUCUAGUGAGGAUACCGGCUGAUGGGCUAGGAAACAGAAUGCUGAGCCUAGCAUCAGCAUUUCUUUAUGCUCUUCUCACAAACAGGGUCCUUCUAGUUUACGACAACAAAAUCGACAUGUCUGAUCUCUUCUGUGAGCCUUUUCCCGAAACCACAUGGUUACUUCCUAAGGAAUUCCCUCUUUGGAAUCGGCUUGACUCGUUGAAUCAACAUUCACCAGAAAGCUAUGGCAACAUUGUGAAUCUUUCGGAAAGUUAUUCUUCAUUAUCAUUUAUAUAUCUUCAUGUCUCUGGUGGCUACAAUGAAAACGAUCAACGUUUCUAUUGUGAUGACGAUCACGUAUUUCUAGGAAACAUUUCUUGGGUAAUAAUGAAAUCAAAUUUCUACUUCAUCCCGUCUCUGUUCUUGAUCCCGUCAUUUGAACAAGAACUAGCCAAACUUUUCCCUGUAAAAGAUACGGUUUUCCAUUUCCUAGGUAGGUACCUGUUCUUGCCCUCAAAUCCUGUCUGGGAUCAUAUAACCACAUACUAUCAAGCUUAUCUAGAAAAAUCAGAGGAAAGAAUCGGCGUCCAGAUCAGAGUCUUUACUCGUAAUUGGGUCAAAAUGAUGUUUAACACUAGAUGGGCAGUUCAAACCAUACCAGAGACAGUAUUAUCCUGUUCGUUAGCAAAUAAGAUGCUCCCGCUAGAAAUGAAUACAAACAAAUCGUUAAUCGUCUCACAGGAAGACCAUAAGUCUAUAGCUGUUCUAGUGACAUCUUUAGAAUCUGAUCAUUUUGAGAAGAUAAAAAAGAUAUACAAGAAAUAUACAACUGCUGAUGGAACGGUGAUUAAAGUUUUCCAUCCAAGUUCUGAAGGGAAACAGAGAACCGGGAAAAAGUGGCAUAAUAUGAAAGCAUGGGCAGAUAUGUACUUACUGAGCUUGUCGGAUAAGCUGAUCACUAGUCCCGGGUCAACGUUUGGUUAUGUGGCCCAAGGUCUUGGAGGAUUGACACCAUGGAUCUUACAUAUGCCCGUUAAUGAGACAGUUCAAAAUCCUCCAUGUAAUCGAGCCAUGUCCAUGGAGCCUUGCUUUCAUGUUCCUCCUUUUAAGGGGUGUGGUAAGAGAUCUGGGAUUGACACUGGUUCAAUUGUUUCUCACGUUAGACAUUGCGAGGACAUAACCUUUGGACUUAAACUAGUUGACCCUAGCCGCUUAUGAUGCCUCUGAACUACAUAAUCGUUAAUUCAUACAAUGACCAAGAUUUGCUUUGAAGAAAAUGCUCGUUCGAUCAGUUAAGUCAAUCUCAAUUUUGAUUUAGGUUAUAUUCAAGUUUGUUUAGAAAU
This is a messenger RNA of Erigeron canadensis, 1634 nucleotides long. Its product is annotated as galactoside 2-alpha-L-fucosyltransferase-like. The record is from RefSeq and is a predicted model, not a curated record. Lineage: Eukaryota; Viridiplantae; Streptophyta; Magnoliopsida; Asterales; Asteraceae. Gene Ontology annotation, cellular component: membrane; Golgi apparatus. Gene Ontology annotation, biological process: xyloglucan biosynthetic process; cell wall biogenesis. The transcript has a single exon. Gene Ontology annotation, molecular function: galactoside 2-alpha-L-fucosyltransferase activity. The coding region runs from base 1 to 1509 and encodes 502 amino acids.